CAAAAAUCAUCGGAAAAAUUUGAAUUUUUCCAGCAGUACUCUCGGACGAUUCCAUUUUCAAGUGCAAUUUCAUCAACUAGCUUCAGCGAUACCGGUACCGGCUUCUUUCUCAUUCUUAUUCGAUUCGUCUUGUUGGUUAUUGUGAUUUUGUGACGUGUCGUGAUUAAAAACGAACUGAACAAAUAUGUGUGACGAAGAAGUUGCCGCACUCGUCGUAGACAAUGGAUCCGGUAUGUGCAAAGCCGGUUUCGCCGGUGACGAUGCUCCCCGUGCCGUGUUCCCAUCCAUCGUGGGCAGGCCCAGACAUCAAGGUGUGAUGGUUGGUAUGGGACAGAAGGAUUCCUACGUAGGAGACGAGGCUCAAAGCAAAAGGGGUAUCCUCACCCUGAAAUACCCCAUCGAGCACGGUAUCGUCACGAACUGGGACGAUAUGGAAAAAAUCUGGCAUCACACCUUCUACAAUGAACUUCGUGUGGCGCCCGAGGAACACCCCGUGCUCCUGACCGAAGCCCCAUUGAACCCAAAGGCAAACAGAGAAAAGAUGACCCAGAUCAUGUUCGAAACCUUCAACACCCCAGCUAUGUACGUAGCAAUCCAGGCUGUGCUCUCCCUGUACGCCUCCGGUCGUACGACAGGUAUCGUGCUCGAUUCAGGAGACGGUGUAUCCCACACCGUGCCCAUCUACGAAGGUUACGCCUUACCACACGCCAUCCUGCGUCUGGACUUGGCCGGUAGGGAUUUGACCGAUUACCUGAUGAAGAUCCUCACCGAACGUGGUUACUCCUUCACAACCACCGCCGAAAGGGAAAUUGUCCGUGAUAUCAAGGAAAAACUGUGCUACGUAGCCCUGGACUUCGAACAGGAGAUGGCAACGGCGGCCAGCUCAAGCUCCCUCGAGAAAUCCUACGAAUUGCCCGACGGUCAAGUAAUCACAAUCGGUAACGAGAGAUUCCGUUGCCCAGAAGCCCUCUUCCAACCUUCCUUCUUGGGUAUGGAAGCCUGCGGUAUUCACGAAACCACCUACAACUCAAUCAUGAAGUGCGACGUCGAUAUCCGUAAGGACUUGUACGCCAACACCGUGCUCUCAGGAGGUACCACCAUGUACCCAGGCAUCGCCGACAGGAUGCAGAAGGAAAUCACCGCUCUAGCCCCAUCCACGAUGAAGAUCAAGAUCAUCGCGCCACCAGAAAGGAAAUACUCCGUAUGGAUCGGAGGUUCCAUCUUAGCCUCCCUGUCCACCUUCCAACAGAUGUGGAUCUCCAAACAGGAAUACGAUGAGUCCGGUCCAUCCAUCGUACAUAGGAAGUGUUUCUAAAUUAUUGAAUUUUUCGUUUCUACAUUCCAUUACUCAGUAUGUUUCACUUCUUGUAUUAUAGCGCUGCCGAUAGGAUGCCGAUCAACAUCGAUUUUUUUUUUCGUGAGCUGUCAUGUUAUACAUGAGCGAGUGUAUCUGGAUUUAGGCAACAAGUGACACAUUUUCAUGCACUAGGCCAAAGUAUUAUUCUAUCCUUAUUUUGUAAUUUAUUCCAUGUGCAGAUUCAAGACUUUAUUAUUAUUACUUUUAGGCUAAUACUUAUGGGAUAAUAAAUAAAAAUUGUAAAACAA
Molecule: messenger RNA, 1605 nt
Organism: Coccinella septempunctata (seven-spotted ladybird)
Lineage: Eukaryota; Metazoa; Arthropoda; Insecta; Coleoptera; Coccinellidae
Product: actin-5C
Exons: 2
Coding region: 185-1315 (376 amino acids)
Biological process (GO): mitotic cytokinesis
Source: RefSeq, a predicted model, not a curated record